AUGUCGACUCCAAAGGUUAUAGUAUUUGGACCGUCUGGAGCGGUUGGCUCGGCCACCGCACGCGCUGCUCACGAACUUGGAGCAAAGGUGGUACUGGCAAUGCGGGACACGAAAAAGCCCAUUCCAGGCCUGGAUGAGGCACAGCUGAAAGACGGCAGCUUCGAGAAAGUACAAGCCGACCUACAAAGCCCUGAUACUGUGCACGAUGCGGUAUCGAGCACCCAAGCUACCCGUGCUUUCAUCUACAUCGCCCACCGCUCACCCGACAACAUGAAGUCUACCCUGCAGGCACUCAAGUCUGCCGGCAUCGACCUGGUGGUAUUGCUCAGCAGCUUCACCAUCCGAGGCGAACCAGAAGACGUGCAACCUAGCGAGGUUAUACCCUACCUCCAUGCCCAAAUCGAGAUCAGUCUCAAAGAAGUAUUUGGCCCAGGUGGGUACGUCGCUGUUAGACCGGGUUCAUUCGCCAGCAACACAAUCCAGUACAAGGCAGGCCUCGAGAGUGGGUUGGUCAAGAUCUUCGCACCUGAUGCUACAAUCGAUGCCAUUGCACAAGAGGACAUUGGGAGAGCCUGUGGUACGGUUCUCGUGAAAGGGCCGCAGGACGACAACGCGGCCAUGUACCUGUAUGGCCCACAAUUUAUUUCGCAGGCAGACUGUGUCAAGACCCUCGCAAAAGUCCUGGGCAAGAACCCUACCAUUGAAGUGAUUGACAAAGAGGAAGCAUACAAGAAAUUUACCGAAGAGCGUCACUGGCCUACUCCUCUCGCGGAAUACAUGAUCAAGCAUUCGGGGGCGGUAGAUCCUGCACGCAGUCUGGUCUGUGGUUAUCCAGUCGACCCUGAGCAGCUGGCGAGUGUCGAGAAAUACACUGGCAAGAAAGCAAUGACGUUUGAAGAAUGGGCAGAACAGAACAAGCAGAGGUUUCUCUCUUGA
Exophiala spinifera is the source of this 936-nucleotide messenger RNA. RefSeq lists its product as uncharacterized. The coding region runs from base 1 to 936 and encodes 311 amino acids. Lineage: Eukaryota; Fungi; Ascomycota; Eurotiomycetes; Chaetothyriales; Herpotrichiellaceae. The record is from RefSeq and is a predicted model, not a curated record. The transcript has a single exon.